AUGGCGAGUGGCCACGGAAAGGGAGAGAAGAUAUUGGUUUCGGUAAGGGUUAGGCCACGGAAUGAGAAGGAGAAGACGAGGAACGAUAUCUGCGACUGGGAAUGUAUCAACAACACAACAAUAAUCUGCAACAAUAAUUUGCCAGAGAGAUCUCUCUUCCCAUCUAUAUACACAUUUGACAAAGUGUUUGGAUUCGAUAGCCCCACGAAACAAGUCUACGAAGAUGGAGCCAAGGAGGUUGCUCUUUGUGUACUCGACGGGAUCAAUUCAAGCAUUUUUGCAUAUGGACAGACAAGCAGUGGAAAGACGUACACAAUGAGUGGCAUUACCGAAUUCGCAAUGGACGACAUUUUUGGUUACAUUGAAAAGCAUAAAGAACGCGAAUUCACUCUCAAAUUCUCGGCCAUCGAGAUCUACAAUGAAGCUGUGAGGGAUCUCCUUAGUGGGGAUAAUAAUCCAUUGAGACUUCUUGAUGAUCCAGAGAGAGGAACCGUCGUUGAGAAACUUAUUGAGGAGACCCUCCGAGAUAGAACCCAUCUAGAGGAACUCCUUUCAGUUUGCGAGACUCAGAGGAAGAUCGGAGAGACCUCCUUGAAUGAAACUAGCUCCAGAUCACAUCAGAUUCUCCGGCUGACAAUUGAAAGCUCUGUUCGAGAAUAUUCUCCUGAAAACUCCAGCACUCUUGCAGCAUCUGUGUGCUUCGUUGAUCUGGCUGGAAGUGAACGUGCUUCUCAGACUUUAUCUGCUGGUAAAAGAUUAAAAGAAGGUUGUCAUAUAAACCGGAGUUUACUUACUCUUGGAACUGUCAUCCGCAAACUAAGGUUCGACCAGCUUGAUGUCGCUCAAUCUCGGGUGGAGAACUUACUUAAAGUAACAGCAGAAGAGCGGUCGUCUAGGAUGGAUGAACAUUCCAUGUUAAGUUCCAUGGAUUUUGAUGCUGAUCUCCGAAGAAGAAGCUAUGAUUCAAUAGAUGUUGGUGAACCCAGUAUCAUUAAUAACUUAACCGAGAGGAAAUUUGAGUUUUUGGAUAACUCUGAAGAAGAUGAUUUCUUGCUGGAUGAUAAUACCCCUCAAUUUUCGAGGCACAACCUGUAUGAUGGCUGGGAGGAGAUGGUUCAAAUGACUGACCAAAACCUGGAAGACGCAUGCAAAGAAGUUAGAUGCAUCGAAACUGAAGACGAGCAGAGUCGUGGACAAGCAGUUACAGUCGAAAGCCACGACUUAUUAGAUGACAUUGUUGAUAAAAAAGCUGUGUCUGAGGUCCCCUCAUCCAGAAAUGAAGAAACUUUAUCAGCUCCAGAAUACGAAGAAGGCUAUCACUCUGUUAUGGGUUAUGAGAAAGCUGAGAAUGAAGACAUGGAGAUUAGCACGCGUGCAAUGGAAAAUGUUGACUUAUCAUUGAAAACAAUAGGUGUAGAAUUGUAUCUAGCUGCUAAGCCCGAGACCUAUGAGCUAGCUUUAAAGAACUCGGAUUUGGAGAUGAUCCCACCAUCAGUUGAAGCUCAAGAAAUUCAGGAAUCUGUGAAGGAAGAUGAACAGGUAAAGAAAGCAGAAAAGAAAACGAGUCCUUCCACAGUGCAAGCUGAGCAAUACUCAAAUAAAGAAGAAAAAGCUCAGUCAGAGCAGAUAUUAAAGGAAGACUGGGAAUUGAAUUCACUCCCUCUGAAGCAGUCUGAAAAAAUAGUCGCAGUGGAGUUAUUACCCGAUGGUGCUAAGCUAGAUGAGGAUGGCACAUCUGGAGAGAAGUGGGACAACAAACUGCCUGAAGACGCUGAUAAAAAUUGUAACGAAUCAUCAAUCAGCAAAGAUAUUGGCGCAGAUGAUGUUGACAACAAUACUUAUGAGGCUUUGAAAGAAAAGGUUAAAGAGAUGCAGAAGAAAAUUGAAUACCUUAUGAGUAUGCACACAGCAGAACAACAACAGUCACCCUCCUUCAGGAGAGAUUACAAGAGUCCUGACUUUUUCACUACCAAAAGAAGCCGAAGUUGCAGGGAGAAUCUAUUGAGCGUUAGAUCUCCUCAUUGGUUAGAAAAUUUCGAAAGUAAUAACAAUACGUCACCUUCCUGGAGGGUUAUGGAGUUUAAAGCAUCUCCAGGAGGACCCAUAAGCAAGACUUCCAACACUUCGAGCAUUUCUUUUGAUUCGGGGAGCUCUACUUCCAUUGAUACACAAAGCCUGAAAGACUGUGAACCGGAAACGGGCAAUAGCUUCCAUGAAUUUGUAGCAGGGCUUGAAGAAAUGGCAAAGCAGCACCACUCAAUUGAGUCGACACCUGACCUAGAUUAUCCGAUUUCAUAUGACCCUACAAGAACCGAAAUAAUGGAGACUAGGCCUCAAAGCCCUGCAAAUAGCAUCAGUGUAAACGCAAAUGGAGUGCAAAAUCAUCAAAACAGAACUGAAAAUACCUCAAAUGGCAGCAAUGAUCAAUCAGAGAGCGGGCAGGGCGAUGAUUUGGAAGAAGACGCAGAACCUAAGGAAACAGAUUCCACAGGGGCUUGCCUAGAAAAACUAGGUGGAGCUAGUGGACAAUAUUCAAGCAGUUCAUCAGACUUUGAGAGACAGCAAAGGCAAAUAAUUGAGCUUUGGGCGGUAUGCAAUGUACCUUUGGUUCACAGAACCUACUUCUUCUUACUCUUCAAAGGUGAUCCUUCCGACUAUGUUUAUAUGGAAGUAGAACUCAGAAGGCUAUCUUUUCUAAAGCAGACGAUAACUAAUGACCCAGAAACAUCAAGAAUACAAACGGUGAAGGCACUCACACGCGAAAAGGAAUGGCUUUCCAAACAAAUACCAAAAAAAUUUCCAUGGAACCAGAGAAUAGAACUUUACCAAAAAUGGGGCGUGGAGGUGAACUCGAAGCAGAGAAGCCUGCAGGUGGCGCACAAACUGUGGACUAACGCACUAGACAUGAAACACAUAAAAGAAAGUGCUUCUCUUGUGGCUAAGCUGCUUGGAUUUGUUGAGCCAAGUCGGAUGCCAAAGGAAAUGUUUGGCCUCAGCUUGUUGCCAAGAACCGAGACCGUAAAAUCAUCUGGCUGGAGAUUUACGAAAUCAUUCUCCGGUAUACGACUGACUGGAUGA
Eutrema salsugineum is the source of this 3078-nucleotide messenger RNA. Its product is annotated as kinesin-like protein KIN-7J. The coding region runs from base 1 to 3078 and encodes 1025 amino acids. Gene Ontology annotation, biological process: microtubule-based movement. The transcript is spliced from 11 exons. The record is from RefSeq and is a predicted model, not a curated record. Gene Ontology annotation, molecular function: microtubule motor activity; microtubule binding; ATP binding. NCBI's taxonomy places the organism in Eukaryota, Viridiplantae, Streptophyta, Magnoliopsida, Brassicales, Brassicaceae.